Molecule: messenger RNA, 1191 nt
Organism: Drosophila teissieri
Lineage: Eukaryota; Metazoa; Arthropoda; Insecta; Diptera; Drosophilidae
Gene: Or45b
Product: odorant receptor 45b
Exons: 6
Coding region: 1-1191 (396 amino acids)
Biological process (GO): sensory perception of smell; detection of chemical stimulus involved in sensory perception of smell
Cellular component (GO): plasma membrane
Molecular function (GO): olfactory receptor activity; odorant binding
Source: RefSeq, a predicted model, not a curated record
AUGUAUCCGCGAUUUCUAGGCCGUAACUAUCCACUGGCAAAGCAUUUGUUCUUUGUCACAAGAUACUCUUUUGGCCUGCUGGGCCUGAGAUUUGCCAAAGAGCAAUCGUGGCUUCACCUCUCAUGGUUGGUGUUCAAUUUCGUGAACCUGGCGCACUGCUGCCAGGCGGAAUUCGUCUUCGGCUGGACUCACUUGCGCACCAGUCCCGUGGACGCCAUGGAUGCCUUCUGUCCGCUGGCCUGCAGUUUCACCACGCUCUUCAAGCUGGGAUGGAUGUGGUGGCGUCGCCAGGAAGUAGCUGAUCUGAUGGACCGCAUCCGCUUGCUCAUCGGGGAGCAGGAAAAGAAAGAGGAUUCCCGGAGAAAAGGGGCUCAACGGAGUUACUAUCUUAUGGUCACCAGGUGCGGGAUGUUGGUCUUCACCCUAGGCAGCAUUACCACUGGAGCCUUCGUCCUGCGAUCGCUUUGGGAAAUGUGGGUGCGGCGGUAUCAGGAGUUCAAAUUCGAUAUGCCUUUUCGCAUGCUGUUCCACGACUUUGCCCAUCGCAUGCCCUGGUUUCCAGUUUUCUACCUCUACUCCACUUGGAGUGGUCAGGUCACUGUAUACGCCUUCGUUGGAACAGAUGGUUUUUUCUUUGGCUUUACCCUCUACAUGGCCUUCUUGCUUCGGGCCUUAAGAUACGAUAUUCAGGAUGCCCUCAAGCCUAUAAGCGAUCCCUCGGUGAGGGAAUCCAAUAUCUGCUGUCAGCGAUUGGAGGACAUCGUGGAUCGCCAUAAUAAAAUGGAGAAGAUUGUCGAGGAAUUUUCCGGAAUCAUGGCUGCUCCCACUUUCGUUCACUUUGUAUCAGCCAGCCUAGUAAUAGCCACCAGCGUCAUUGAUAUUCUAUUGUAUUCCGGCUAUAACAUCAUCCGCUACGUGGUGUACACCUUCACGGUUUCCUCGGCGAUAUUUCUCUAUUGCUAUGGAGGCACAGAAAUGUCAACUGAGAGCCUUUCCUUGGGAGAAGCUGCCUACAGUAGUGCCUGGUAUACUUGGGAUCGGGAGACCCGCAGGAGGGUAUACCUCAUUAUCCUGCGAGCUCAACGACCCAUGACAGUAAGGGUGCCUUUUUUUGCACCUUCGUUACCAGUCUUCACAUCGGUCAUCAAGUUUACAGGUUCCAUUGUGGCUCUGGCUAAGACUAUAUUGUGA